Blastocystis hominis is the source of this 1061-nucleotide messenger RNA. RefSeq lists its product as hypothetical. The coding region runs from base 1 to 1020 and encodes 339 amino acids. Lineage: Eukaryota; Bigyra; Opalinata; Blastocystidae. The record is from RefSeq and is a predicted model, not a curated record. The transcript is spliced from 5 exons.
AUGGCGAACCAGGAAUUUUCUAGCAAAUCGCAAGAGUUUUGGUAUAUUAUGGGAAAGGUGAUGUCCUUUUUUCCGGUAAUUGCUCUUGUUGGCUGUAUCAUUGCUUAUUGCGUUGGAUCUAGUCGCGAAAACUAUAUCAAACAAUAUAACGCUGCUGUAAGUGACUGGAUGAAUGGAGGACAGGAAGAGUUCAGUGGGCUGUUUUUCAAUAUGACAGACGCUUCUGGUAUUGAAUAUUUCCAUGUUGUGAACCAGACUGAUGGUCUUUAUUAUCCUACACGAGACUCUUGUAAAAUGAAAGGAGACCCUAAAGUGGGGUGCCAUUAUACCGGCGCGCUGUAUUACGAUGAAGAUAUCGUUUGGAUGAUGCAUGACAACUACUUCACUAUCUAUGAUAGGGAAGGAAGACUCAUCGUGAACCGUAAGGUUAACGGUUUCAUGAACAUCACCUAUACUCCUGAGGAGUUGCGCUGCGGUCACACGCUAAAGUAUUGCCAAAGUAUGUGUGAAGCCAAGUCUGGAACCUGGGAUCCUGACAACUCCAUUUGCAAUGUAAUUUUGUACGCUAAUCGGAUUUGCUUCCGUCUGAAGCAGCAAGACGGCGCAUGGGUUUUGGAUGAUGACAACUCGCGGAAGCUGCCUCCCAACCGAAAUUAUAAAUUCGAAUCCGAUGGUUUGGGAUGCACGUAUGAUAACAACUGGAAUUCGAUUCAUUACGGAACCGUUCAUUAUUCGAACAUCCGAAUUAACCUUCGAUCGGUGAAGGAUUCGUAUUUGGUAGCCUCUGCGUACACGCACGGCUGCAGCAAUCAGGCAAAUCUGGACGAACAAUGCUUUGGCUUGCCACGAUACCAGGAAAAGUCGGGUAUCGUGAUAGGCUUCUUUAUUUCGCUUGGAUUUGUUGCUUUCGUUCUUUUGUGUGUUUGCAUUUUGGCGAUUGCAUCAAAGCUGAAAUUCAAGAAGGCAGUGCGUGAUUCGAUGCGAGAAAACAAGGAUCCGCUGCUUACUGGCACAGUCUAAUUGAUUGAUUGAUUGAUUAAUGGAUUGACUGAGAAAAGAAA